AUGAAUGCCUCUCCUCGUUUACAAGUAUUGACAGCUGACCAAGCAAGCAGUUGCUUAUUUUUAACUUCAAAAACGCUCGCACAACGUAUGUAUUAUUGUUAUAAAGACCCAAAUAAUGUUAGAAAUUGGUGGGUAGUUAGAAAACUACCAGGUAGUAAUCAUUACAUCUACUUUGAUGAUACAGGUGCCAUUGAAGGUGGUUCAGAGUAUCGUGACAGAUUAAGUUUACUCGUAUCGAGAUUAGGUGAUCAAGGUACUGAAUACUUUGCAUUUAAUAAUAAACCUUAUUACAAUGACUUUGAGGAGGAGCCAAAAACCAAACCACCAAGCUACGGAGAGAUUGCACCACAAGUCGUAAAACAACUAAUUCAGAGGACUGAAUCGCUCAAAUCCCUUUCCAAGGGUAUCGUAUCGUACAGUACAUCAAGUAGAUCAGGUUACCAUUUAAAGCAUUCGUUACAAGGCUUCCCAGUACCUAUCAGACCAUCUACUACAGGAUCACCAUCAGCGUCAUCAUCUGUCAAGACACCACUCACACAUCCAAAUGAAUGGUUACCAACAGACUUUGUAACCGAUCCCAAGGAGAUAGAUACUACUAGUCUUUCGUAUGGACAUAUCUUUAUCUGUCAAUCUUUUGAUAAUAUCGAUACAAGUCAAAUUGCUAAAGCAUUGGAUGCAGCCGAUCCAUACAUUUAUGCUACCAACAUUGUAGAUAGUGCCUCUAGAUCGUUGCUUGCACCUUUAUUUAUCGAAAAUAGAACACCUGCAACCUCAUCCUCUUCAUUGGACGGUAGUAUUAAAUCAUCUUCAAGUGUUACAUCUCUAUGGCAAUCAACAGCUUCAACUUUAAGUUUAAGUUUAACUUUACCUUUAAAAUAUAAAAUGAAUGGAAUUAAAAAUAUUAUUGAAGUAAAGAUUCCAAAUAGAUUUUCAGAGGUGUUUGGUAUUCCAGUUGGGUCAUCACAAUUCUCAUCAAAUCUAGAGAUGAAUAGUAUUGCAUUCUCGGAUUCCAAUAUUUUGGAAAGUGGUACACUUUGUGUUGGUGAUUUUGGUUAUGCAACCACUCAACCAGGUACCAUUGUUUGUGUUGCACAAGUUCCAGCCAACAUUCUCAAGUUUAUGCGUAUGUGUACAAACAAGUAUGUUGUUUCGGUUGAUGGUCAAGAACAGGUGGUUACAUCACACAUCACAUUCAACGGACCAUUGUUGAUUGACACGAGUGUUGCAGAGGGUGGUGGCAAGCCAAUACCACCAAGUUACACAACACAAUACUACCAAGCAUUAUCGAGUGCUGGUAAUCUAUUGCCACAUACUGCCUACUCUCAUCUUCCAACUGACAUGCUGUCUGUUGGUUGUAAUAGAUUUUGUCUCAAUAGUUUUAUGGAAGGUUUGACUCAAAGUACUGACAAGAAUGGGUUUAUUACCUACUCUGAAUCACGUCCUCAAACCAUCCAAGUUUACCUCACCUCAACAAUGCCAGGUUCUGUAGCAGUCUCUGUCACACAAGACCUAUCCCAAAAGAUCGUUCCAUUUACCCAGUUAAAGGGUGCUCUCUUCCCAAGCCAAGAUACUGAUAACAAUAUUGUACUUGUUUAUCGUACUCUCCAAAUGCUUGCCGAUAUUGUCGACAAACGAAUCAUUCAAGAAGGAUCACUCUUGAUUGACGACUUGUCAUUUAUCUUGUCCAUUGCACCUAAUAAUGUCGGUCUUGUCAACGGUCUCGCCAACACACCAAUCAACCUUGCUUCUCCUUGCUUGGAAGAGGUAUUACGUGCAUUCUCCCAUGCACUCAUCAAAUCAGUAUCCAACAAUCAUUAUACGAUGUCUCUGCAUUGUUAUUCCAACACCAUCCACCAUCAUUCAGAAUCAUCAAGUUAUUUUGUUCCUUCUAUCGUGGUCUUGUAA
Molecule: messenger RNA, 1905 nt
Organism: Cavenderia fasciculata
Lineage: Eukaryota; Evosea; Eumycetozoa; Acytosteliales; Cavenderiaceae
Exons: 5
Coding region: 1-1905 (634 amino acids)
Biological process (GO): apoptotic DNA fragmentation
Molecular function (GO): deoxyribonuclease II activity
Source: RefSeq, a predicted model, not a curated record